Molecule: messenger RNA, 888 nt
Organism: Pseudocercospora fijiensis CIRAD86
Lineage: Eukaryota; Fungi; Ascomycota; Dothideomycetes; Mycosphaerellales; Mycosphaerellaceae
Exons: 1
Coding region: 1-888 (295 amino acids)
Biological process (GO): rRNA processing
Cellular component (GO): Mpp10 complex; small-subunit processome; nucleolus
Molecular function (GO): snoRNA binding; rRNA primary transcript binding
Source: RefSeq, a predicted model, not a curated record
AUGAUACGGCGGCAGGCACGCCAACGGAGAGACUACCUCUACCGUCGCGCGCUCACUCUCCGCGAUGCUGAGGUGGCCGAGAAGAGAGCCAAGCUGAAGGCUUCCUUGGCCUCAGGAAAGCCGCUGGACGCCAACAUCGCCAACGACAAGCAGUUGCGACAGGACUACAAGUACGAUGAAUCGCGAGCCGACCGAACGACUGAAGAAGAGCUGGAGCUGGACGACGAAUACAGCUAUCUCUCAGGCGUCGUCGAUCCACGAGUCCUAGUCACCACUUCUCGCGAUCCCAGCAGUAGACUCUCUGCCUUCGCGAAAGAAAUCCGUCUUCUCCUCCCAACCUCGAUUCGACUCAAUCGCGGUAACUUGAUCUUGCCCAAUUUGACAGCAAGUGCAAAAUCGAGCGGCCUUUCAGAUAUGAUUUUGCUUCAUGAGCACAGAGGUACACCCACAGCGAUGACUGUCUCGCACCUCCCCCAUGGACCCACUGCUUCCUUCAGCUUGCACAACGUGGUGCUGAGACACGAUAUUCCAAACGCGUCACGAGGCACUGUCAGCGAAAGCUACCCCCAUCUUAUCUUCGAGGGCUUCACGACACAAUUAGGAAAGCGUGUGGUCAAGAUCCUGCAGCAUCUCUUUCCUCCUCGUGAUGGCGGCAAAAACCUUGGAUCAAGAGUCAUCACUUUCAAAAACAUCGAGGACAGUAUUGAAGUCAGGCAUCACGUAUUUGUCAAGACUGGAUAUCAGAGCGUUGAGUUGGCUGAGGUCGGACCGCGCAUGACGAUGCGACUGUUCGAGAUUCGCCAGGGCACAUUGGAGAAGAAGGACGGCGAUGUUGAAUGGCACAUGAAUCAAUACACCAGGACGAGCAAGAAGAAGGACUACCUAUGA